AUGGCACCUCCUACUGUUCGACUUCCCAAGAGUCUGCUUGGCCGCCACCGGCUGCUCGCCCCGACUGCAGGGGUCUUUGUAAGCCCGAUAUGUCUGGGGACCAUGAACUUCGGGAGUGUCAUGAAUGAUUCCCUGGGCGAGUGCACCAAAGAGACGGCGUUUGAGAUUCUCGACUACUUUUAUAAGCAGGGAGGCAACUUCCUUGACACAGCCUCGAGCUAUCAGGGAGAAGAGUCGGAGAAAUGGCUAGGCGAAUGGCUGUCUAAAACCGGGCGACGCGACGAGUUCCAAUCCAACUUUGGCGGCAAUGGUAGCAAGAGCUUGCACUUGUCCGUGGAAGCGAGCCUCAAGAAACUCCAGACUACGUACAUCGACCUCCUGUACCUCCACUUCUGGGACAUGACAACAGACAUACCCGAGAUUAUGCAGUCUCUCAAUCACUUGGUUUCUUCAGGCAAAGUCCUGUACCUAGGCAUCUCGGAUACGCCAGCUUGGAUCGUGGUCAAGUGUAACGAAUACGCGAGACAACACGGACUCAGGCAAUUUUCAGUAUAUCAGGGUCGGUGGUCCGCAGCUGAUCGGGAUUUUGAGCGAGACAUCAUCCCCAUGUGUCGAGCUGAAGGAAUGGGCCUUGCACCAUGGGGGACGCUUGGCCGUGGUCUGUUCAAGCCCAAGGACCAGAUCAAAGUGGGUGGUCGAAACAUGCCUUCGAUGAAUAACGGCCGCGAAGUUCUUGUAUCGGAGAAGCUGGAGGAGAUUGCCAAUGAUAAGGGGGCUCCAAUCACCUCGGUUGCUCUGGCGUACGUGUUACACAAAUCGCCGUAUGUCUUUCCCAUCUUGGGCGGUCGAAAGCUCGACCAUGUUCGGGGCAACAUCGAAGCCCUCGGUCUGCGUUUGACGAGUCAGGAUAUUGAGGAUAUUGAAACGGCCUACCCGUUUGAUGUCGGCUUUCCUCACAACUUUUUGAGCGGAAACACAAAUCGUGGACCGAGAGGACCUGGAGAUGUUCGCACGGCCAAUGUGCGAGGGCUGUUUGACUAUGUCGACGACAUCCACCCUAUUCUACCUUCUCUUGAAGACUGA
Fusarium vanettenii 77-13-4 is the source of this 1083-nucleotide messenger RNA. RefSeq lists its product as uncharacterized. The transcript is spliced from 3 exons. The record is from RefSeq and is a predicted model, not a curated record. Lineage: Eukaryota; Fungi; Ascomycota; Sordariomycetes; Hypocreales; Nectriaceae. Bases 1 to 1083 code for a protein of 360 amino acids.